CCAAAUCGGAAAGAUAGGUAGGAGCAAGCCCAUGUAAUGCUUUGUAGGUUAGCAGUAAAACCUUGAAAUCAGCCCUUGCCUUAACAGGAAGCCAGUGUAGAGAGGCUAGCACUGGAGUAAUAUGAUAAAUGUUGUGGGUUCUAGCCAAGAUUCUAGCAGCCGUGUUUAGCACUAACUGAAGUUUAGACUUUGAGCAGAUUGCCUUCUACAACUAUACUUGAAAGGGCACGCACCUCAAACUGUGACAGCAGCGCGCUAAAUGAAACAAUUUUGACAGUCAUUGGCAGCAGAGAACUGGAAGGAGAGAUGGCCAAAGGAGGAAUUGGCUUUGGGGGUGACCAGAGAGAUAUACCUGCUGGAGCACGUGCUACAGUGACAUCGAUCUGUGUCUGACUGUGUCCAUGAUGCGCUGCCUCGUUCAGAAGAAAACAUACCUCGUCAUUUUAUCUCCACUGCUACUGUUCGCCCUCCUCCUCUACUGGACUCGAAGGGCCCCCACCACUGUUGACGUGGGACAAGGUCAGAGCUACAAGGCACAGAAGGUUCUGAAGGAGAGGCUGCAAAAUGUCCAGAAUAGUUAUGACAAUAUCCCAUAUGUCCUGAAGGAAAGUGUGGCAGGGCGUCUGGCACUGAACGGGUGUGUGUGUGAGGCAGAUAAGAAGCCUGCCAUCGACCUGCCUUUUGCCCAAGUGCUGUUCCCCCGUGUCUGGGCCCAGGAUGACUUCCACACAGCCUUCCAGGAGGCAGAGCUGGCUCAGGUGAAAAGUCGCAGGCAGCAGGAGUACAACAGCUUCCAGCAGAGGUACCAGACUCCCGCAGACCUCCUUGUUAUAGCAGAAGCCAACAGUCCCCUGCAGUACCCUACCCAGGGGGUGGAGGUUCGCCCUCUCAAGACUAUCGUUAUCCCUGGGUUGGGUCUGAAAGAAAAGCAUAGACAACUUCAUACAGUGAAUCUGACUGCUACCCUGGGGACAUUUGAUGUGUUAGCCACCGUAGACGGGGUCUCCAUUAGAGGACAGGGAAUGAUGCACAUGACUUUGUCCAGUAGACUCCUCUCCACUCUGAACAGACAGCUACAGUUUGUCACCUACACCAACACCUUGUUCCACCCUAGGACGGCUGACACAGUGCAGUUUGAGACUGAUGGACACCAGUCAGUUUUUACCAUGAAGGUUGGACAUGCUGUUAUUCCCAAGCUCUAUCACUCAGUUUACACUGGAGAAUACAGCAUAAGCUCACUUGUCACCAUAGCUACCAAGACAUUUCUGCGUUAUGACAAACUGCAGGAUCUGAUUGACAGCAUACGUGAGUUCUACCCCACUGUCGCCAUAGUAAUAGCAGAUGACAACGAGCACCCCCAGCCAGUGAAGGGUCCACACAUUGAACAUUACAUUAUGCCAUUUGGGAAGGGUUGGUUUGCAGGGAGGAAUCUGGCUGUCUCUCAGGUGACCACCAAGUAUGUGCUGUGGGUGGACGAUGACUUCCUCUUCACCUCCAACACCAGGCUGGAGAAUAUGGUGGAGAUCCUGGAGAAGACCACCCUGGACAUGGUGGGUGGUGCUGUGAGAGAAACUACAGGCUACACUGCUACUUACCGCCACACCAUCUCAGUGGAGGAAGGGGGUGAGGAGGGGGACUGUAUACACAUCAGAAAUGGAUACCAUCAUGUCAUUGAUGGCUUUCCUAACUGUGUCCUAGCCGACGCUGUUAUCAACUUCUUCAUGGGGAGGACAGACAAGAUGCAGCAAGUGGGAUUCGAUCCUCGUCUGAACCGUGUGGCUCAUCUAGAGUUCUUCAUCGACGGGCUCGGGAUCCUCCACAUAGCUUCCUGUGAUGACAUCAUCAUAAACCAUGCAUCUAAGAUCAAGUUGCCAUGGGGCAAGUCAGACAGUGAGAAGGCCUACGCCAAGUUCCGCUACUCCUCAUCGGAUGCUGUCCAAAUCAAAAAUGCCCUUUUUUACUUCAAGAACAGACUCAAAUGCAUGUCUAGUAACUGAAACAGGCUCUUCAAGCUAUCACUUGAGGUUUUAAAACUGAGGUUUUUAUUUUUGUUACACUGAGCAGCCAUUUUUUGUCAUCACCAACAGUGGUGUCAUGCCCAUAGGGGGCAUAGGGGCACAUUCCCCCCCUCAGAUUGUAUUUUUUGUAUGUCAUUUUUGUUGUUGUUG
Molecule: messenger RNA, 2168 nt
Organism: Salmo salar (Atlantic salmon)
Lineage: Eukaryota; Metazoa; Chordata; Actinopteri; Salmoniformes; Salmonidae
Product: beta-1,4 N-acetylgalactosaminyltransferase 1
Biological process (GO): ganglioside biosynthetic process
Cellular component (GO): Golgi membrane
Molecular function (GO): acetylgalactosaminyltransferase activity
Source: RefSeq, a predicted model, not a curated record